Cladophialophora carrionii CBS 160.54 is the source of this 1926-nucleotide messenger RNA. RefSeq lists its product as uncharacterized. Gene Ontology annotation, biological process: iron ion transport; intracellular iron ion homeostasis; copper ion import. The coding region runs from base 1 to 1926 and encodes 641 amino acids. The record is from RefSeq and is a predicted model, not a curated record. Gene Ontology annotation, molecular function: ferric-chelate reductase activity. The transcript is spliced from 2 exons. Gene Ontology annotation, cellular component: plasma membrane. NCBI's taxonomy places the organism in Eukaryota, Fungi, Ascomycota, Eurotiomycetes, Chaetothyriales, Herpotrichiellaceae.
AUGGAUAUGUCGGGUAUGAUGGGGAUGGACAUGUCCAUGGCGGGCAUGUUCACCCCAACCAACAAGAAGGUGGCGCAUCUCUACUGGUACCUCGUGGCCGCCGUCGUCGGCGUCCUGGUCUUUCGUCGAGUCGUCGAUCGAGUGAGACUCUGGCAACAGCGAUCCGGCCAGCAGCAACCCCAGCGAAUAUCUGGACGACCCCAAAACGCCUUCGAGCAAUGCUACGACACCGCGAUAGCAAUCUGUAGGGAGCUUGCCUACCCGCAGUUGUGGACAUGUACCGGCAAAUUCAGCCGAUAUUUUACCCCUCCGCCGUUGGGCCGGUGUCUACUCCUACUCGCCUACUGGGCGAUGAUAUUGACCAUGCUGUGGUCGAAUGUCAUUCUUGCGCCUUCAGCGUCGGAUUAUGCCUACAGAUGGGAGAUUGUCGGCUUCCGCGCUGCGUGGGUGUCGAUAACCCAGCUGCCACUGAUAUACAUUCUUUCCGGGAAAGCCAACGUCAUCACGAUGUUGACUGGGAUUUCAUACGAAAGGUUGAAUUGGUUGCACCGUUGGGUUGGCCGGACGAUAUUCCUGACCCUGAUUGUGCACUGGGCAUACUUCUUCACCGAAUGGUCCAUUGCCGACUUUGUGAGCUUCGAGCUGAAAAUCAUGCCCAUGGUGAAGUACGGCUUCGGAGCUUGGGCAACACUGGGCUGGAUGGUGAUCACUGGGUUUGGGUUCUUCCGCAAUCUCUCUUACGAACUCUGGUUUUUGCAGCACCUUGCGGCGGCACUGGUACUGCUCUGGCUCGUACACAAACAUGUUCCCUCCUACGCGGCGUACAACGUCUGGUUCGCUGUCGGGGUUAUCGUCUUUGACAGACUGGUGAGGACGGUCAUGUCUCUGGUCAUCAAUCUGCACCUCAUCCCGUCGAAAGCGCAAAACAGUUCCCCAGGACGCCGGAUUGGUUACGAAGCCGAAGUCACCAGUCUCUCGAAUGAGUUUCUCUUGGUCAAAGUGCGAAACGUCGGAUUCUCGUGGCGCCCCAGUCAACAUGUCUAUCUGUCCAUACCUCGGGCGGGUGUAUUCGAAGCACAUCCGUUCACCAUUGCGAGCGUUCCAAGCUCGAUUUCUGGAGCAGAUGGAUCGAAUGAUGUUCAGCUGUACCUGCGAGUACACAAUGGAUUCACCAAACGAUUACAGCGACAAUGUCAAAGGCAACUGACGCCACGCGCCUUCCUAUCAUUCAUCAGCGGACCGUGGGGGAACCCUCCUUCCCUCGAGCGCUUCGAAUCCAUGGUCUUUGUCGCCGCCGGGAAUGGCGCAUCCUUCACGCUCCCUAUGUUCCAACACGCCGUCAUGAAGAACAACAACGUGAGGCGAAUCUCAUUCGUCUGGAUUUUCCGGCAGCCGGAACAACUUGACUGGUUUAAAGAACAGUUACUCUCAGCCUUGACGUUAGCGCGUCAGCGGAGUAUCAAAGUUAACAUUCACGCAUUCAUCACCGGAUCGGCGCGCGACAGCGUCCAAACGCCAUCUGAGAGGAAUUCGCUGCUCGGACAGCGAUCAAACCCAGAUCCCUCGAGGGACGAAAAGUCUGCUAAUGGCCUACUGUCGUCGGUAGAGAAGAGCGAGUCCAUCGACCUGUCCAUCAAGAAAGGAGAUGCCGGGAUUGUCAGGGAGAACUCUGUAUCCUCUGCCUCUUCUUCUUUGAUGAGCGAGCAGCCUAUGAUUUCCAUCAAUUAUGGCAGACCCGAUCCGGAUUCUCUCAUUCGUCCUAUAGUAGAAGAAGCUUGGGGAGAGACCGGCAUCAUUGCUUGCGGUGGUAGCCAUUUCACCGGGCAGAUGCGUAACUGUGUGGCAAGCCUGUCUGAUGAAAGAGGCGUUCACAAGGGAACUGGUGCCCAGGGUAUAUAUCUGUUCUGUGAAACUUAUGGAUGGUAA